GUGUUUACCUACAUUGUCUGGUGUUUGGCUUUAUCCUUGCUUCCGCGAAUAUUACGGAUAUUUCUGGACAUUUUUCGGGGAAGAUUUAGAAUAGGAUUUACAUAUUUAUCCCGCGGAAGUUGGAAUAUUCUAUUGGGAUAUAUCUUGAAAAUAUCGGAAAUAUGUUGCAGUCGCUUACCAGCGAUGAAAAGUUUUCACGGUAUCUGGCUACUGACAACAACUCUUUUGAAGAAGAAUUCCGUUUGUAUCUUCGCGAUGAAAUUGUGAAAAUUAUUCGAACUGAUGGAAGUUGGUCUGUUGGUUCAAUUCUGCAUCAGGACGUUGCAAAAGGGUUGCUCAACAAUAUCAUAUGGUGGUUGUUCAACGAUGAUCCCGAGCAGACGUUGCUGCAUCUUGAAGAAUUGAACAAUCCUCAACACAUCUGUGGAAGAGUUUUCAAACCAGGGGAACCAACAUAUUCUUGCAGGGAUUGUGCAAUGGAUCCAACCUGCGUUUUCUGCCAGCAAUGUUUCCGACUGAGUGAACAUCAGAAGCAUAGAUAUAAGGCAGAAAUGGAUGAAGGUGGUGGGAUGUGUGACUGCGGAGAUCCAGAGGCUUUUCUGAGACACACUCGGUGUUCUACUCAUGAGGAGUCGUAUCAGAAAUCAAAACUUGCGGCUGAGGAUGCGGUUUCCCGACUGCCAGAGAAAGUGCGAGAGAGAGCUCCAAAGUUUUUCGAGGUUAUUCUCAGCUACAUUGUUGAGUUUCUAACAAACGAAAAAACUUCGAUAUCUGAUUUGGAUGAAUCUCUGCAACCAAGUGAAAAAUCUGAUUGUUUUGUAACAAUGCUCUACAAUGACGAACUUCACACCUUCGAUUUUGUGAUUGACAUCUUGAAGAGAGCGCUGAAGUGUGACGAAGCCAUUGGAUCAGAUUUCGCAACUAUUGUGGACAGAGAGGGUCGUUCUGCAGUGUGCAUUGAUGAUGUAAACGCAUGUGAAGAAGUCAAGAAAAUUGUUGGGACUCGUCCGACAGCUUACUUCAGUUUCCGAACAAACGAACCAUUGAAGACACUCGUCAUGCAUGUGAAUAUAGUUGCUCACCAGGAGAUGGCGCUGUUGCUCCUACCGUGGUUAUCAAGGAUUGUCAAGCAGUCCGAGGGUUUGCGUAAGAUUUUCUGUGACGUCGCAUUGAAUGAAUUCAUCAAAGCGAUUCCACCAGAAGUUGGCGUCAGUGGAAUGAUAAGUCCAGUGGAACGUUUCAUCAGAUGCGAUCAUGAGCUUUGGAAAACCGCUCGGAACAUGUACUUGCAACUACUAAUGAACAGUCUUCUCCUCGAUGCUGAAACGAAAAAAAAGUUUGGGAUUUUAUUCACGAGGUUGUAUGAGAUCAUACAGGAGGGCUUCUUGAAUGGUGAUCAUGAACAUGGGCAUUCUGUUGCAUCUAUGGCUGUUCAACUUUACACUGUCCCUACAGUUACUCGUCACCUGAUCGUCCAUGAAAAUGUGAUUGGAGUCAUUCUGCGAGCUCUUGCCAAAUCCUGUUAUGACGGAACGCUGUUGAACCCCGAUGAUUGGUGCAAUAUAAUGAAGCUGAACACUAGACGUAUGAAGUGGGCAAUGAGGCGAGCCCAUCAUUCAUUCUAUGAUCUCAGGUACAUCCUUGCGAUUCUCCCUGAUCAAAUGACAGCAGAUUUGAAAAGCAAAUUCAUUGAUGGAGUGAAGUUGUUUGUGCAGAUACUGAUGGCAAUGCAGGGAAUGGACUCAAUUACCAGGAAGGCAGACCGACAUAUAGAACAUGAACCCGACUGGGAGACGGGGGUAAAUGUUGUCAUAAAAUUCAAUCCUGUGAUCUACCACUUGUUGCAAUGGUUCAGAACCGAUGUCGAUCUUCUUUUCAUCAUGCUGAAGCUUUGUCUUCAAGCGUUGAAAGUUUUAAACGAAUCGGAUCCGGCAUCGCUUCGGUCAGGCGUGACUGUUUACAACAAUCAAACCUAUCCAUGUUUGGAUUAUGACAUCACUAAGCAACCAGUAUCUACCCAGUAUCCAGUGACUCGUCUCAUGUCGGCCAUAAUUGUUGAACUCGGUUUGGCCGGGAUGACUUGGUCUGAUAUUGAGAGGAAUGAACAUAUUGCAUCUAUGUUGGAAAGCAACUCUCUGCCCCCAAUGCAACUGAUGGAAUGCUCACUUCGUUGUCUUUGUCUCUCUGCCCAAGUCAAUGCAGGGAUGUGGCGUCGUAACGGCCUGUCGCUCAUUAAUCAACUGUUCUAUUACAAGGACUAUAGAUGCCGGCAGGAGGCCUAUGAGAGGGACGUUCAGUUACUGCAGGUUUCUGCUGCCAACAUGGAUCCCAACAAUUUCAUUGUAAUUCUGCUGAAUAAGAUGAAAUUAAAUCCUGAAUCCCCUGAAUUUGCUGAGUACCACAUUGCUCUGAUGAGUGAAUUCUUCCGAUUACUGAUCUCGAUUUGCGGAGAACGAUAUACACCAGGUGUCGCCGUAGCAUCAUUACAAGAACAAGGGAAACGUCAAAUCAUCCACAUUCUUGCCUCGGAGCCAAAGCCGCAUUCGAAAAUCUCCAAACAAUUACCAGAUUCAGUCUCAGAUAAAAUACCUUGGGAGGAGAUUUUGCAAGAAGUUGCAGAUUUUCAGGAACCGACGAGUAUAAGUUCUGUUGGGAGGUACGUUCUGAAACCAUCCAUGUUGGCACAGUUCUGUCCGUACUCCUUCCACUACACGACGUUGACAGACGAGACUAAAGCUCAGCACGAGGUCGUGAGAAGAAAGAAGGCAUUGCAGAUGACUACAGUGUUCAUCCCACCAAAGCUACCACAAUUCAGUGAAUUAUUCCGCAACAUCCCCAAACUCCUGUGCUGUGAUGUUUUUGUCGAUCUUGUAUCAAAGUUCCUUCAACAACUAACAACAGGGGAUCACGAACGCUGGUCGGACAGACUUGUGGAAAAGGUCCUCUAUCUCAUCUCCAUGGCGAUCAUUGAACAUGAACAACAGAAAGAAAUGAAUCCAGAAAAUGAUUUUGAUUUCAUAAAGAAAGCUGUUGCAGGUUGUGAGAGAGGGAUCCUGUUCCUCCUGAAACAAUUGCAAGUGACCGAAUCACUGUUGAUUCACCGGGACACAGUACGAUGGCUGGUUCUUAAGAUUGAGCGUCAUUCAAAUCAGAGGCACGGCUCAUCAUCUGCUGUGGAUCCAGAGCAUUUCAUUCUUUCCAGAGAAGAUUCCAAUGAAGAGAGGGAUCCGACACGCAACGCUCGUAAACGUAAAGCGCAAGAACUUCGAGAUAAACUGCUGACUCAGAUGAAAACGAUGCAGCAAGACUUUCUGUCUCAGAAUCCCGACGUCAUGUCUGGGGGAUCUCAGGGUGAAUCUAUGGAAUUGUCACAAGUCUCUACUUCAUCACAGCGAGAAAAUGAAACACCGGUUUGUACAGAUUUAUCCUGGCAGCAAGAGACCUUGAAGGCAAUGGAGCCAUCGUAUACAUGCAUGCUUUGUCAGGAAGAAGCAGUCGCUGCUGAAGGCAGCAUGGUGAUGUCAGCUUUGGUUCAAAGGUCAUCUGUUCUCACUAGAGGUCCUCAUGGUGAAUUGAACAACUUGGAUGACUUUGCUCCAUUGUUUGUCGACUUAUCUUACCAAAGCGGCAUCCACACAAGUACGUGCAGCCACACAAUGCAUUACGAAUGCUUCAAGCAGUUCAGGGAUUCUGUGAACAGCACUGAAGCACGAAGGCGGCACAAUAGCAGAUAUUCAAGGAAAGGUUUUGACAUAAAAAACAACGAGUUCUUAUGCCCUUUGUGCAGUCGCCUCAGCAACUCUGUCAUUCCUGUUAUUCCACAUCCAUUUAUUGCCAAACAAAGAGGAAUUCUUACUGACCCAUUAGAGGAUGAGAUGAUUGACAGCCAGCCAUCUACAAGUGCCACGCCUUCAACCAUGAGGGAAUGGCUGAAAUCAAUUGAAGAAGUGUUGAAACCGUUGAAAUUGGAAGCUCAAGAGGUCGUUCUGAAAUUCCACGUUGAUGUCUCGGAUAUGAAGAAUGAGAUGGAAAAAGCUGAGGCAGCUGAUAGGUUAUGGGUGAAUGAUCCAGCAUCCAAUUGGUUUGGGGAUGAACCCGACAUGCUUGAGCCCGAUGGCGGGCAAGUUCCUGAGCCCCAACCACAAGUGGGUGCUAUAGCCCCACUUCAAGAAGAAAGCCAAAAUGAAGCCGAAGAGGUUCUGGAGGAGACAGUUCAGGCUUUGACCCAAGUGGAUGCUGCGGCAUCUGCCGAUGCCACAAUUUUACUGGAAGAUCAACGUGCAGCUCUGAACGAAUUCAUAGAGCAAAUCCAAGUUGUCGGGUUAAAUGGAGACAUAUCUGAAGUACACCGACCCUUGACCUCUUGGCUUUCUGUUGCCACCACUGUCAUCUGCUCUGAAAUGGUCGGGCGAUUAGAAGGAACGCCGAUACUUGCUAAAAGUCCGAUCAGAAUUUCAUCUGCUUUAUCAGGAGUGAUUCGGGCGGCAUUUGCCAUGAAUUCUACUUCAUCAGAGGAGCAACUGAGUGAAGUUCGCGAUCAUGCUAGGAAACUUUUGUCUGCACUUAUUGGGGAGGAUACGGAUGAACAAUCACACGCACUUCUAAAUUCCAAUAUAUUUUCACUGUUUGUUAGCCUGUUGUUUUCUAGCGCCAUCUUGAGGAAAUCAAAAUCAAUGCAGAAUCAGCCUGCUCUGAGAGACAACGCUGAGUUUGAGAGGAAUAUUUUAUAUCUUUGCACUUUGGCGCAGAUUAUCCAGAUCUUUGUUUUCCUGAAUGUUGAUGAACUGGAAGGAAUUGUCGGAACAGGAGAGAGAAGGGAAGAAGCGGGGGCCAUGUAUCUGGCUUGCAAUCAGGUACGAGCCAACGCCAACCUCCCGCCUCUACCAUCGAACAUAGAUGAAGAUCAACUAAUGGAAACCGUAACAGAUUGUUUGCAUCCAUUUCUAAGGUGUUGUGCUCUUCUGCUCUUUCAUGUGACUGGUGUACCUGUCCCAGAUUCCUUGGAAACGAGAGAUAAUCAGAGUAGUUUACUGCAAUAUCUUGGACUGACCAAGAAUUUGACUGAAUUAUUUGAUGUCGGAGGAAAAAUGAGCCUGGAACCCUUGAUCCAGAGAUGGUGUUCACAUUCUGAUGUAAUCGCACGUGUGGCAUCACUCCCAUACCACGUUUUAUAUCCUGUAGUGUCACAAGUACCUGACAUUGUUCCUUUCCCACAUGAUUACAGUGACCUAAUUGGUGCCGCGGCUUCAUUUAAAUGCCCUAAAUUUGCAUCAGAAGACUCGUUAUGCCCUACCAUGUGCCUUGUGUGUGGGGUCGUGCUUUGUUCACAAAGCUAUUGCUGUCAGCAGACUUUGCCUGGGAAGGAUGUUCAGGUAGGAGCAUGCACAUUUCAUACACUACAAUGUGGAGCAAGUACAGGAAUGUUUCUUAGAGUGCGAGAAGCCGCAAUUGUGCUAUUACAUGGGGUAUACAGAGGAUGCUUCGCGCCUGCACCGUACCUUGAUAGACAUGGAGAAACAGAUAAAGGAUUGAGACGAGGCAACCCGCUGUAUCUUAACCAGCCAAGACUGCAGGAACUUCGAAAGUUAUGGCUUUCCCAUGGAAUAGCUGAACGAGUGUCACAUGAUAUUGAAUCCAGGAAUAUUGGACAUUUAGUAGACUGGGCUCAUCUGUAGAUUGUUAAUUAUUUUUGUUUAUUAAUAUAUAACUCAGAAUGAGUGCUGGUGAUUCUUAUUCAGAUUUUAUUUAAAAUUUUGAGCUAGUUGCGAACUGGGUGAAGUAUGUAAUACAUGAACAGAGUGGCUCCUCUGUUUGGGUUGUCAGAUAUCUUGUUUUGCAACCAACUGAUGAUUUUACCCCAAAUUAAGUCUAAUGUUCUGGGUUAGAACUAAGGCUGGGCAUUUCAAAUUAUAGAGUAAAAUCGGUUUGAAAGAAAAUUUUGAAUUUCCGCCAUUUUUUUUAGCCACCGAGGGUCAAAGUUAAUUUCUCAAUUUUUUUAUUGGAGUCAUUUUUUAUAAUGAAGUAUAUGGUUCUUUUCUUUGCAUGUUUCCUAUUGUGUUUUAAUGUUCAGCAAAAUGUCUAAUUGAUAGAUUCCAUGUUUUCAGUGAUUGUGCCUGGAAAACCAAUAACAAUGAAAAGUUUCAUACACUUUAAUAUCUUAAAAAGUAUUCAAAAUUUCAUUGCCUGUAGCUUUGCUCCAAGCAUAUUUGAUGUUGAUAAAAUUUAUUAUUUGUAUGUCCUACCCCCACUGAAUGACCCACUAUAUCAGUGUUUUGUAGGAAUGGCAGAUUCGUUGCAUCGAGUUGUUGCACAAUUUGGUGAAAUGGUUAAUUCAUUUUUUAUUUCCUCAUUGCUUAAAAAAGUUUUUUUUUUGAAAUGUUCUAUAUUUUGUUUUUAUGUUUGUAGAAAUAUUGUGGAACUCUAUCUGUAGCUUUCUGUUCUAUCUCUCACGGUUACUGAUUUACGUAGAUUUACUUGAUUUCCUCUGAUAUACAUAGGGCUUGGACUGUCUGCUUAAUCUGAGCAAAAUUGUCAAUAUUCAGUCAAAUUGAAUGUUUUCUUCUGCAACGCAUUGCAUCCCAAAUAGUCUGGACACUAACUUCUUAUUGAAUAUGAUUAUGGAUGUUGGUUAGUUAGUUUGCUUUCGAAACUUGGAUCUUGUAUAUUUUGCGUAUUUACUAUAUUUUCUGUAUAUUAGA
Molecule: messenger RNA, 6698 nt
Organism: Styela clava
Lineage: Eukaryota; Metazoa; Chordata; Ascidiacea; Stolidobranchia; Styelidae
Product: E3 ubiquitin-protein ligase UBR2-like
Biological process (GO): protein ubiquitination; ubiquitin-dependent protein catabolic process via the N-end rule pathway
Cellular component (GO): cytoplasm; ubiquitin ligase complex
Molecular function (GO): zinc ion binding; ubiquitin protein ligase activity
Source: RefSeq, a predicted model, not a curated record